GCCCCUCCCGUCCGCACCCUGAGCUCCCAGGGCCAGCGGGAUGCCCCUCAGGGCAGUGCCCCGGGAUCCUGGGUCCCGGGUCGGGGUGCUCGCGGGAACAGGAGAACGGCCGUCGGCGGCUGCAGGGGAAGCUGCUGGGCAGAUGAUGGACGAGGCCGUUCGGGGUCCGGGCGCUGUGGGACGUCAGCCCACAGCCCUGCAGCCUCGGCCCUUCCCUUCCACACCCUGCAGGCAUCUGGGCGGGGGGCUCACGGUGUUUCAGUGCAACCUUCCCUUCCUUCCUAGCCCCACUGGGCCUGGCCGUGUGCCCUCGGACCAGUCCCCAGUCCGUGAAGUGGGGCAUCCGUUGCCAUUCACUGUGAAAGAGACGCACGACUCUGUCCCUCGCUGGGGGACUCGGGGCUUAGCACGGAGUCAGCGACCGGGCACUGCUGGCCACGGCAGGCACUUCCCUUCACUCAGUCACUUGGCCGUCCGUCCAGCACCUGCUCGUCCAUUCGUGUAUCACCGGACAGAUGCUUACAGAGCAGAGGGCCUAGAAGUCUCGCAGACGCUGGCAGGAAAGGCUGUGACCAAGCCACCUAGGGCCGGAUCCAGACAGACAGAAGCAGACAAUAUCGAGGGUUCUGAAGGGAACCGAAGUGACUGUCCCCAAGAAUGCCAGAGCGCGUGUUUGGCCAGGAUGAGCCCCUCAGGCCGAGCUCCGAAGGAGGAAGUGAUGGUGGUUGGGUGCAGGCAGGGGAGGACAGGCGCUGUGCUGGAAAGGGGACCUUUCAACGUAAUCCUGCAUUUUGACGUGUUACCAGAAUUUCGAGCUUCAUUGGGCAUUCUGGAAGUCCCAGAGUUAUCACCUCGAGAGCACAAAGUAGAGGCCCGGCCAGGUGGGAACUUGGCUUUAUGCCGCUGGGAGUCCUGGGGCCCCUCACACCCUGUGCCCUUGGGGCUGACCUGUGCCCCACCUCCCCCCAUCAUUCAGCAGGUGGACCGGUGCAGGUGCAGAGUUGACCCCCAAGGGCUUUCUGCCCCCAUACGGGCGAUGCGUAAUUUCCCCAGCUGGCAGCAGUGGGCUGUCGGAAGGACAGGCUGGGAUUUGCAGGGAGAAGAAGGUGGCACAUGGGGGGCCCUGGGGCUGUGGGCCUGACCCCAUCUCCCAGCCUGUGGGGACAGGUGGCGGGGCUCAGAGUCUGGGCCUGAGCCGGGACCUCAGCAGGCUCGGGCGUCUCUGCCUGCAGCAGGCUGCGGCUGUGGUGCAUCAGGCCCGGAGCUUCUGCUUGUCCCCCUCUCCCCGAUGGGGACAUGGAGGGCACUUGGUGCCGCUUCUCUGAAGGAAUCUGUCACUCCCAAGGCCAGGGCUCACCUGUGUUUGUUGGCAGUGGCUGUUGCCCGAGUGACGGCACCACCUGCUGUUCCCGCACGCACCCGGGGCCUCCCGGCUCCCAGCAGCCCGGAAACCCCACCCUGUGGCGGGGAGACCGGGGCCCAGACAGGUGGGCGCGUCUGCCCGAAGCCCGGCAGCUUGUGAGCAGCAGUGUGCACAGCCUGGGCCGCUCCGUUCUGCCUCAGAUGCUAGCG
This is a messenger RNA of Mustela erminea (ermine), 1572 nucleotides long. RefSeq lists its product as uncharacterized. The record is from RefSeq and is a predicted model, not a curated record. The transcript is spliced from 3 exons. Bases 41 to 1141 code for a protein of 366 amino acids. NCBI's taxonomy places the organism in Eukaryota, Metazoa, Chordata, Mammalia, Carnivora, Mustelidae.